Elgaria multicarinata webbii is the source of this 1533-nucleotide messenger RNA. RefSeq names its product transmembrane protein 151B (gene TMEM151B). The record is from RefSeq and is a predicted model, not a curated record. The coding region runs from base 1 to 1533 and encodes 510 amino acids. NCBI's taxonomy places the organism in Eukaryota, Metazoa, Chordata, Lepidosauria, Squamata, Anguidae. The transcript has 2 exons.
AUGUCCCCCCCGGCUUCGGCGGCCGCGGCCAGCAGCAGCGAGAGAGGCAGCAGCACCUCGGUGCCUCAGGAGGAGGCGGAGGGUGGUCGAGAGGAGCAGCGGCCAGUGAAGCAGUCCUUCAGCAAGUCGCUCUGUAGAGAGUCCCAUUGGAAGUGCCUGGUGCUCUCCCUCCUCAUGUAUGGCUGCAUGGGAGCCAUGACCUGGUGCCAUGUGACUAAGGUAACCCGGCUGACAUUUGAUAGCGCCUACAAGGGGAAGUCCAUGAUGUACCAUGACAGCCCCUGCUCCAAUGGCUAUGUCUACAUCCCCUUGGCUUUCCUGGUGAUGCUGUACGUGGUCUACCUGGUGGAGUGCUGGCACUGCUACACCCGCAAUGAACUCCAGUACAAGGUGGAUGUGGAGAGUGUGCAUGAACGUGUCCAGAGGAUGCAGCAGGCCACGCCGUGCAUCUGGUGGAAAGCCAUCAGCUACCAUUAUGUCAGGAGGACUCGCCAAGUCACCCGCUACCGCAACGGUGAUGCUUAUACCACCACCCAAGUGUACCACGAGAGGGUCAACACCCAUGUUGCAGAAGCAGAGUUUGACUACUCUAACUGUGGGGUGAAGGACAUCUCAAAAGACCUGAUUGACCUGGAGCAUUUCCCAGCCACUCGGCUUCGCUUCACCAAGUGCUUCAGCUUUGCCAAUGUGGAGUCUGAGAACUCCUAUCUAACCCAGAGGGCCCGUUUUUUCACAGAAAACGAAGGACUGGAUGACUAUAUGGAGGCAAGGGAAGGCAUGCAUCUCAAGAAUGUGGAUUUCAAAGAAUAUAUGGUGGCCUUCUCAGAUCCAGACAACCUACCUUGGUAUGUCUCCCACUAUGUCUUCUGGGUGGCUGCUCUCUUGACUUUAUCCUGGCCCUUGAGAGUCUUGAAUGAGUACCGUACUUCUUACAUCCACUACCAUGUGGAGAAACUCUUUGGAUUUGAUUAUGUGGCAGUAACCCCAUCGGAAGAGCGCCCUUUCUGUCGGAGGAUGCCCCGGGUCAACACAGUGGAUAGUACUGAGCUAGAGUGGCACAUCCGGUCCAAUCAGCAGCUGGUGCCCAGCUACUCAGAGGCUGUUCUCAUGGACUUGGUGGGACUGUCUGGUUGCACCACCUACUCCUCUUGCCGCUACGGGAGCUACAGGCAAAACUGUGAGCAGUGCCACAGGACUAUAAGCAGCUCUUCCAUCUUCUCCCGCAGCGCCCUCAGUAUCUGCAAUGGCAGCCCCAGGAUCCCCUUUAGCAGCAGCCGCUUCUCACUGGGCCGCCUCUAUGGCUCACGGCGCAGCUGCCUUUGGCAGAGCCGGAGCGGGAGCCUCAAUGAACAGAGCUGCCCAACUGAGCAGACCCGCCUGUCCAGCCAGGUCACUGUGGAGGAAGAAGAUCCCCCUCCUUACCAGGAUGCUCUCUAUUUCCCCAUCCUCAUUGUGCAUCGAAACGAAGGCUGCCUCAACCAUGACCACCGCCAUCUCCAUCGGAAUGGGUCCUGCGUGGAGACUUCAUUGUGA